Molecule: messenger RNA, 339 nt
Organism: Cryphonectria parasitica EP155
Lineage: Eukaryota; Fungi; Ascomycota; Sordariomycetes; Diaporthales; Cryphonectriaceae
Exons: 3
Coding region: 1-339 (112 amino acids)
Source: RefSeq, a predicted model, not a curated record
AUGACUGUCGUCCACACUGUUCUCCUCCGAUUCAAGGAGGAUGCAGGCGCCGACCAGGUCAAGAUGGCCAUCGCCGACUUGUUGGACCUCAAGGUGAAGUGCGUCCGCGCCGACACCAAGCAGCCGUACAUGCAGGUGACCAGCGGCGGCAAGGACAACUCGGUCGAGGGCCUUCGCGUGCAGCAAGGCUUCCAGUAUGCCUUCGUGAUGGAGUUUGAGAGUACUGCGGAUCGAGACUACUACGCCAAGUCGGACCCUGCCCACCAAGCUUAUGUCAAGACCUACAUGCCCAUCUUCGAGAAAGUCAUUGUUUUUGACUACUCCAAGAUGGAGUUUUAG